AUGGAGAGUCAGACUGGUGGAAGUAGGGGUGGGAGCAUAACGGAAUGGGAUCGUAAACCCUGGUUGAAGCAAGUGACACUAAGAUCCACAAUAAUCGGGUUGAUAAUAGGUUCUCUUGUACUAGUGUCUAACUUUCAGUUUGGAUUACAGACAGGGUGGGUUUCUAUGAUGUCGUUGCCCAGUGCUCUUCUAGCUUGUGCUGUUUUCAAGCAAGUGUGGCCCUUGGUUUUCCCCAAUGAUUCGCAGUUUAGCGAUGUUGAGAACGUUUAUGUGCAAAGUAUCGCAGUCGCAGUUGGAACUGGACCGUUAGCGUAUGGAUUUGUUGGAGUGGUUCCAGCGAUUGAAAAGUUUCUAACUGAUGAGGAAAGUGGUGGUACAAGACAUAUGGGAGAAGCGUUCUCUUUUAACGAAUUGCUAAUGUGGUCGGCAGCGUUAGCAUUUUUUGGCAUAUUCUUUGCAGUUCCGAUUAGGAAGCAAGUUAUUGUGAGGGAAAAGUUACCGUUUCCCAGUGGCAGUGCAACGGCAACUUUAAUUUCAGUGUUGAACGGGUCUGAGAUUUUGCAAGAAGUGACCACACAGGAAUUGGUUGAGAUGAAGGAACGAAGAUUAAGGGAGUAUGGUGAAGUUCUAUGCAGUGAUGAUGAAACUAACUGUGAAAUCUCACCGCUGCUGCGAAAUGGGAAUUCUAACGCCCCCAAUUCAUACACAUCUGCUGAUUCUAAUGGUUCUAAUGAGACUAAUGUUAACCAUUUGGUUCCAUCUACAUCUAAAGGUGUGCCCACUUAUAGAGAAAAUGUUAGCGUGUUGAUGAAGACAUUCAGUGCCUCUGCAUUAUAUACCGUCACUUCUUAUUUCGUACCGGCAGUGAAGUCAAUCCCGAUGUUUGGAAAUUAUGCUUCGGACGUUUAUCUAUGGAAUAUAGAGCCGUCGCCUGCAUACGUUGGUCAAGGUAUUAUCAUGGGGUUGCCCACGGUUUCAUAUAUGCUUUUUGGAUGCAUAUUAGGGUGGGGAAUUUUGGCACCUCUAGCAAGGUACAAUCGCUGGGUAGAUCCUGAAGCCAACGUUCACGAUUGGGAAAAUGGGGUUCAAGGAUGGAUUAUCUGGACAUCGCUUUCAAUUAUGGUGGUUGAUAGUGUUGUGGGCUUCAUCGUUUUCACGAUACGAUCAAUUGUGAAGUUCAUCCUCUUAGAUGACAAAAUGGAAAUGUUCAAUAGCGUUUUGGAUGAUUCUAUCCAAUCGAUGUUACUCGAAGAAGAACGAGUGUUGAACGAUUCUCGGGGUAGACAUGAAAAUACAGUUAAACUAGUCAGUACAGAGAUUGAUCAUGAAGUUGAUUCCAAACAUUUAGUAGCCUAUACUACAGUGCUAAGUGGAUUGGCAAUUUCUUUCAUACUAUGUGUCACAGUAAUGAUAUAUUUGUUUGGAAUUGAUAUCAUUCCAUUGUACUCCAUCGUUUCGGCCCUGGUUAUAGCUUCUUUUCUUUCUAUUUUAGCGGUUCGUGCAUUAGGGGAAACCGAUUUAAAUCCUGUAAGUGGUAUUGGUAAACUAUCACAAUUGUUGUUCGCAUUAAUCAUUCCGAAUAGCCAGAAUGGUAGCGUGCUAUUGAAUCUUGUGGCGGGUGGCGUUGCAGAAGCUGGGGCUCAACAGGCAGGGGAUUUGAUGCAAGAUUUGAAAACCGGGCAUUUGUUGGGAGCAUCACCAAAGGCACAAUUCAUUGCACAAUCGAUAGGCGCAGCUUGGUCCAUUGUUUUGUCCAGUAUAGUUUACAAGUUGUACAAUAAAAUUUACGACAUUCCCAAUCAACAAUUCAGAAUACCAACUGCUGUUGUGUGGAUUGAUUGUGCCAGGUUAGUUACUGGUAAAAGCUUGCCUGAUAAAGCACUGGAGUGCUCUUUAGUACUGGGAUCGAUAUUUGCCGUUUUAUCUUUAAUUAAAAACUGUCUUCGUGACAGAGGUUAUAAAUGGGUUUUGUGGAUUCCAUCUGGCGUUGCGGUAGGUGUUGGGAUUUACAACUCUCCAAGUUUCACCAUAGAACGUUUUGCUGGGGGCAUGUUGGCUCACAUCUGGUUACGUACCAACAGAGGAAACCCGGAUGCAAAGACGAAAAUGAUUGUGUUUAGUUCAGGAUUGGUGUUGGGUGAGGGGAUAUUCAGCAUAGUUAACAUGUUCUUUACCGGUAUCGGAGUACCGCAUUUUUGA
This is a messenger RNA of Kluyveromyces lactis, 2199 nucleotides long. RefSeq lists its product as uncharacterized. The record is from RefSeq and is a predicted model, not a curated record. The coding region runs from base 1 to 2199 and encodes 732 amino acids. Gene Ontology annotation, cellular component: fungal-type vacuole membrane. NCBI's taxonomy places the organism in Eukaryota, Fungi, Ascomycota, Saccharomycetes, Saccharomycetales, Saccharomycetaceae. Gene Ontology annotation, molecular function: oligopeptide transmembrane transporter activity. The transcript has a single exon.